Molecule: messenger RNA, 177 nt
Organism: Laccaria bicolor S238N-H82
Lineage: Eukaryota; Fungi; Basidiomycota; Agaricomycetes; Agaricales; Hydnangiaceae
Exons: 2
Coding region: 1-177 (58 amino acids)
Source: RefSeq, a predicted model, not a curated record
AUGUGCCCUGCCAUCUUAUCUCCACGUGCACCAGCAUCAAGAAGGUCUGGAAAAUCCUCCCUCCAGAAGACCCUACCAGAAAUGGAUUUACACUCACCUCUCAAGUUUACGAAAUGGAAACCCCAUCCAUUCAAAUCUCAGUUGUGCAGACAAACAGAGUCUCUCAGUAGAAAUUGA